Messenger RNA from Clupea harengus (Atlantic herring), 2973 nucleotides. It is a transcript of the gene plekhd1, whose product is annotated as pleckstrin homology and coiled-coil domain containing D1. NCBI's taxonomy places the organism in Eukaryota, Metazoa, Chordata, Actinopteri, Clupeiformes, Clupeidae. The record is from RefSeq and is a predicted model, not a curated record.
CGUGUGUUUGUAUGUCAGUUUGUGUGUGUGUGUGUUUAUAUGUGCAUGUGUGUUUAUGGAAUUUAUGUACACUGAUGUGUGCAUUUCUAUUUUUACUUCAUUGAUAUUUUGCAUCCAUCGCUCCACCCACCCUACCCCUGGCUUAGAGUGGGGACCAUGUUCUCCUCUUCCUCCAGACCGUCACUCACCUCCUCCUGGAGCUCCAUGGAGCAGACCGACACAUACGUGCUGGACAUCAGCACCAAGGUGCAGAUCCACGGGGUGUUGUGGAAAAGGCCCUUUGGACGUCCUUCUGCCAAGUGGUCUCGCAGGUUUUUCAUUAUUAAGGACAGUUUCCUGCUCUACUAUGCUGAAAAUGAAAAAAGGAACUUUGAGACAAAUAAAUUCUUCAACAUCCAUCCCAAAGGAGUUAUUCCACUAGGAGGAUGUGUAGUAACCCCAAGGGAAGACCAGGGAAUGCCUUUUGCAUUGAUGAUCAACCACGAGGAUUUCACAGGUAAUAUAGUUCUGGCAGCUGAGUCUGAGGCAGAGCAGAACCAGUGGAUGGAGAUGCUGCAGGAGUCUGGCAAAGUCACCUGGAAGAAUGCCCAGCUGGGUGAAGCCAUGAUUGAGAGUCUGGAGGCUCAAGGGCUCCAGCUGGCAAAAGAGAAGCAAGAGUAUCUGGAUAAACUAAUGGAGGAGACAGAAGAACUUAGUCUGCAAAGGGAACAGAAGGAGGAGCUUGAGCGAGUAAACCAGGUUCUGGAGGAGGAGAAGCAGAGGUUCGAGGAGGUUGUGCUUGAAUUGAGAACAGAGCAGGAUCAGAUCAAAUUGGAUUUGGAUGGCACAGCUAAGUCACUGAAGGGAGUGGAGAAUGAGAAGAAAGAGCUAAAUAGCUUGACCACACUCCUGCAGCAAUCACUUGAGGAGCUGUCUCAUGAGAAGCAACGCACUCUGGAGCUCCUCCAUAAGCAAGAGCAUGAGGAGGACAAAGGAGGGGGCCCAGAAGAUGAGGCCAAGGGCACCUCACCGGAGCCGGGGGAGGACUCGGAAGAGCUCCGAGAAAACACGAGUCAGCUCCAGGCAAACCUCUGUCUGAUAGAGGAACAGAUGAAGAUCCUGCAGAAAGAGAAGGAGCUAGCAGAGGCCAGGCUAAAGGAGAAUGAGCAGCAGGCAUCUGUGCUGCAGGAGGAGCGAGAGUUCUACUCGUCUCAGGCACGGACACUGCAGCAGUCUUUGGUGCAGCUCACUGCAGACAAGCAGCAGACAGAGGCCGAGCUCAAGGUGGAGAUGGAGACUCGUAUGGAGCUGGAGCGCAGACUGAAGCUGGCCGAAGAGGCUUUGCAGAGGCUGGAGCAGGGCCUCACCACCCUAGAGCCGGCGUGCGAACGCAACGAGAGGAUGCGUGGAGACGUCGGCCAUCUGAAGAAGUUUUUUGAGGAGUGCAUCUGUGCAGCAGAAAUUGAGGCCAAACUGCCGGCUAUCAUGAAGAAUGCUGUGUAUCUACAUAGAGCUGCGGCUCGUCGCAUCAAGAGCUGCCGUGUUCAGAGGAGAGCCUCCAGACAGCACUGGCUGAAGCACUCCCAGUCAUUUGUCCAUUCAUCUGACCAGAGCCCCAGCCUGGAGGAACUGAGAGAGACGGCGCGUCGCCUCACCUCUGACAGCAGCUUCAGACAGAAGGUCUACCAGAUCAUUGCUCGCCAAGAUUCUCGUGAAUCGGAACACUUUUAGGGGGGAGGCAGAGAGGGACAGAGGCGGGCAGAUAAACAGUGGCUUGUCUAAGAUGGUACUUGAAUCUGGUGAUGACUGGUAUGGUUAGAGUUCCCCCAUCAGAUUCAAUUAGAGUUUGGGAAUACAUUGAGUAUAUGUUACUGCAAAAGCCACUGAUUGCAAUAGGCUAGUACAAACUAUGGAUUUGGAUUAUGCAUAUUAGUGAUAUAAUAUUCCACAAGAAUUCCACAAGGACUAGCAAAGAUAUUAAUCAUUUUGGCAUUUAAAGCAUUUAAAGAGGACUUAUCAUGUUAAUUCUGGGGUCUUCUAAAAUAGAUUUACAUGUAAUGCUUCAAUGUUCCAAAAACACAUUAUUUCUCUCAUAUUGUACAUCUCUAUUCACCCUCUGUCUGAAAUACUAGGCGGGCAGUAAGGAUUGUUUUACGAGAUUGAGUCAUCUUGUUACAAAGAAAAAGGGCUGGAAUUCCAACUAAGCGUUUGAGGCUGCUAAGCAAAGUGGUUUCUGUGGGAGAGUUACUCCCUCUGGUGUGUACUUUGGGCUUUGUAACUUUGCUGAGCAUUUACAUGCCCCGAACGCUAAAGACAUACUAAAGGAAAGGGGAAAACCGGGAAAGCAUAAUAGGUCCUCUUUAAUGUCUUACCUUUCAAAACUAAAAACAUAUUAUUUUCGAAGGACCCCAAUGCUCAAAACGAUAACCGACUGUCAAAUAACCGACCCUGAAAUAAUUUUCUUCAUUUAUUUUUCUAGAAACCCGCUUGAUUCAGAAUGUGGAUUGAAGUCAUGGAGACAUCAAAGGUGUACACAAAUAUCUAGCUUAAUAACAAAAAUCCCAUUUGGUGGCCCAUGAUUGAAUUGUUUUGAGUGAUUUCUCCUUACAGACACCAGACACAACAUUACCCAUUAAAGACAGGUCUGUUUAUUUUGUUCCGCUUUGUAUUGUAUAUUAAUACACUGUUCAGCAUGUUCUAAAAAACUGUAUUUAAUUGUCAGUGCUGAUUGAAAUGGCAGCUUACCCUGCAUAUUGUUGGUUGCGAAUACUUUCCCUGUUCUCUAAUGUGUUGCUAAGGGGCCUGUAGAUGGUCAGGUUAAUGGCUUAAUCAUUAUGGAUUUUACAGUAUUCUCCUGUUGAAGAUAUUAUACCUCAAGGUACUUGUUAGUGUUAAAGAUUCUUUAACCAGAAGGUCUGGUGGUGUGAUGAAUACUAUCGUUAUUGUACUGAUUACCUUUUUGUCUAAGUGUUAUUAAAGCUGUGGUCUAAUCCA